This is a messenger RNA of Staurois parvus, 393 nucleotides long. Lineage: Eukaryota; Metazoa; Chordata; Amphibia; Anura; Ranidae. The record is from the annotation of a GenBank genome assembly.
AUCAAGCCCCUAGGCAUGCAGACUGCUUCUACAAACAGUUGUGAAAGAAUGGGUCACUCUCAGGAGCUCUGUAAAUUCAAGUGUGGUACCGUGAUAGGUUGUCAUCUGUGCAAUAAGUUCAUCUGUGAAAUCUCCUUGCUACUAAAUAUUCCACGGUCAAUUGUUAGUGGUAUUAUAACAAAGUGGAAGCAACUGGGAACAAUAGCAACUCAGCCACCAAGUGGUAGGCCAUGUAAAAUGACAGAGUGGGGUCAGUGCAUGCUGAAGCUUUCAGUGCACAGAAGUGGCCAAUUGUCUGCAGAGUCAAUAGCCAAAGACCUACAAACUUUGUUUGGCCUUUAGAUUAGCACAACAGUGCGUAGAGAGCUUCAUGGAAUGGGUUUCCAUGGCCGA